AUGAAUCUUAAUCUGCAUUUCUUAAAAGAACGUCCAGCGUGCUUAUUGCAAUUAGAUUGUGUACCUAACUGGGCUGAUCUGUCCAAGGCUGAGAUUGAAGAUAUCAAGGAGGUCUUUGAUCUUUUCGACUUCUGGGACGGUCGUGAUGGAAUGAUCGAUGCCGUCAAGGUGCCCGAUCUUCUCCGCUGUGCUGGAAUGAAUCCCACCAUCAAGGUUUCACUAAAGCAUGGUGCCACCAAGAAAGCUGGUGAAAAGCAGUACAAAUUUGACGAGUUCUUACCCGUAUACCAGGCUAUCAUUAAGGAGAAAGAGGGUGGCACUUUCGCAGACUAUAUGGAGGCCUUCAAAACCUUUGAUCGUGAAGGCCAGGGAGUUGUGAGCGCCGCUGAGCUGGGACAUGUUCUCUCGGGUUAUGGAGAGCGACUCUCCGACGAAGAGAUUGAUGAGAUUAUCAAACUCACCAAACUCCACGUUGAUCUGGAUGGCAACGUCAAAUACGAAGAAUUCAUCAAAGGGGUCCUUGAAGGUCAGCCCAAGUAG
Messenger RNA from Echinococcus granulosus, 540 nucleotides. RefSeq names its product Myosin essential light chain, striated adductor muscle. The coding region runs from base 1 to 540 and encodes 179 amino acids. The record is from RefSeq and is a predicted model, not a curated record. Lineage: Eukaryota; Metazoa; Platyhelminthes; Cestoda; Cyclophyllidea; Taeniidae. Gene Ontology annotation, cellular component: muscle myosin complex. Gene Ontology annotation, molecular function: calcium ion binding. The transcript has 6 exons.